UAAAAUAAUAAUAUUUCAUGUCUCUUCCCCUCCUAAAUUACUAACAGAAACAAAAAAAUGUAUGAGGUUGUAUCAAGGAGUUUUUCACUUCGUUUUAGUAUUGGAUUUGGAUUGGCCUUGGGAGGGAUGGAAUCGAACAACAAAAUGCCAAAAACAAGAUUCUCUGUCAAAGCCCUCUCCUCUUCUUCUUCGGAUCAAAACCCAAACCCAGGUUCUGGAUUGACCAACAACGUUUCUUUGCCUCAAGUUCGAGUUUUUACCAGGAAAAAAAGGCUUAAAAAGACACUGGAUGUUGUAAAAGAAAAUCCCAAACCAGAAAAUGAAGACCAUAAUUCGUGUAGCUUACCUGACAUAGAAGAAUUUGCAUACAAGAAGGUAGAUGGACCUGCUCGGUCAGGGAAGUCGAAGUCCGCAUGUGAUGAGCUUAAUGUGGGUGUCGGUAUUGCUUCUCCUAUUGGAGUGGGAGGCAAACCACCUGCCAACUGGGAAAAAGUGCUUGAAGGAAUCCGUAAAAUGAGAUCCUUAGAAGAUGCACCUGUGGACACUAUGGGAUGUGAGAAAGCUGGAAGUGUUCUUCCACCCAAGGAAAGAAGAUUUGCUGUCUUGGUAUCAUCACUACUAUCUAGCCAAACCAAAGAUCAUGUUACUCAUGGAGCAAUUCAACGUCUCAGUCAGAAUUGUCUUCUGACUCCUGAUGCCAUUGACAAAGCUGAUGAAGCAACUAUUAAGAAUUUGAUCUACCCGGUCGGAUUUUAUACAAGGAAAGCUAUUAAUAUGAAGAAAAUUGCAAAAAUCUGUCUUAUGAAGUAUGAUGGGGACAUUCCAAGCUCCUUGGAGGAACUACUCUUGCUCCCAGGGAUAGGCCCGAAGAUGGCUCAUUUGGUUAUGAAUGUUGCGUGGAAUGAUGUUCAAGGGAUAUGUGUAGAUACUCAUGUGCACCGCAUUUCCAAUCGGCUUGGAUGGGUGUCUCGACCAGGGACAAAACAGAAAACUUCGUCUCCAGAGGAAACAAGAGUGGCAUUGCAACAGUGGCUUCCAAAGGAGGAAUGGGUCCCAAUUAACCCUCUUUUGGUGGGAUUUGGACAGACGAUUUGUACUCCACUCAAGCCACGGUGUGAAACCUGCAGCAUUACGUUGUUUUGCCCAUCUGCCUUCAAGGAAGCCUCGAGCCCGUCUAAGGUGAAAAAAUCUGGUGCUAGGAAAAAGCUUUGAUCAUUUUAAUUCUUGAAAACAGGAUUUUAGUUUCAUUUUGCGAGGCAACCCUAAGAAAUCUCCGGCCGGGUAUGUUGAAUGCAGCCAUGUAUUCUUAAUAUCGGUAGGAGUAUGUAUUUUGUUGAAGGGCUUAGAAAGCAUAUUCUUUUUGAGGUAACUCUCGUAUAAACUUCUUAAAGAUUAAUGUGAUGACACAAAUUUGGGAA
Gossypium arboreum is the source of this 1418-nucleotide messenger RNA. RefSeq names its product endonuclease III homolog 1, chloroplastic-like. Gene Ontology annotation, biological process: base-excision repair; nucleotide-excision repair; base-excision repair, AP site formation. The record is from RefSeq and is a predicted model, not a curated record. Gene Ontology annotation, cellular component: nucleus; chloroplast nucleoid. NCBI's taxonomy places the organism in Eukaryota, Viridiplantae, Streptophyta, Magnoliopsida, Malvales, Malvaceae. The coding region runs from base 58 to 1212 and encodes 384 amino acids. The transcript is spliced from 11 exons. Gene Ontology annotation, molecular function: oxidized pyrimidine nucleobase lesion DNA N-glycosylase activity; 4 iron, 4 sulfur cluster binding; DNA-(apurinic or apyrimidinic site) endonuclease activity.